UCUUUCUUCAUUGCUCAUGGAGGGCGACUUGACGAUACAGCCUCAAAAAAAAGUGACGUUGCAAGAUAAACAAAACGAGGAGCAGCAGCCUGGACGGAGGCGGAGGGGCACCUUAUUGCAACCUGGCAUUUUUUAACAGAUAUAUCCUGAACAAUGCAGUCUUCCAAGCGGAGUGAGAGCGACUGGCAGGGGCUUGUCAGCGAGUUCCUGGUGUGCAAGCGCAAGCUGGAGAGCAAGAAAGAGGCCCUCCUCAUCCUGUCCAAGGAGCUGGACACGUGUCAACAGGAAAGAGACCAGUACAAGCUGAUGGCCAACCAGCUGAGGGAGCGCCAUCAGGGACUCAAGAAAAAGUACAGGGAACUUAUUGAUGGAGACACCUCUUUGCCACCAGAAAAACGCAACCAAGUGAACCUGGCUCAGCUGCUGAGAGACUCAAGGGAUCGAGCAAAACAGCUCGCUGAAGAGGUGAAGGAGCUGACACAGAGGCUGGCGGAGGCCCAGGGGGAUAACAAGCUCUUGAGGAUGACUAUUACUAGACAGAGGCUGGGGGAUGAAGAGGUGGGGGCACGUCAUUUCCCUGCACAUGAGCGGGAGGAUCUCGUCCACCAGCUGGAGAGAGCGGGACUCCAGAUGGAGGAAAUGGAGCACAACAUGAAGGCUCUGACAGACGAGCUGCAGGACGUGAAGGCAGAGCGGAAUGUGUUCAGAGAGAAAGCGUACCGAGUCAACGUGGAGCUCAACCACAUUUUGGGCAACCAUGAGGCACGCAUCAUCGAUGUGGAUGCCCUCUGCAUGGAGAACAGGUAUUUGCAUGAGCGUUUUGGCCAGUUACAAGAAGAGGUGAACCUGCUGAAAUCCAACAUCAUGAAGUACAAGACGGCUCUUGAGAGGAGGAAAAACUCCAGCACAUAUGGGAAAUCAAACAGCAGCCCUCUCACUGGAGUCCUCUCAGCCAAACAAGUCCAAGGAAUGCUUCUGGAAGAGCAGGGCUGCAGUCUGCCAGCCACGCCUCAGUCCAUAUCCGACCUCAAGUCCCUGGCCACAGCUCUGCUGGAGACCAUCCAUGAAAAGAACCUGGUCAUCCAGCACCAGAGGCACACCAACAGGAUCUUGGGAAACAGAGUUGCAGAUUUGGAAAGGAAGCUGAAGACCUUGGAGGUCUCAGGAUUGUGGAGUCUUCCAGGUACACGAGAAAACAUCACGCUGAAUGCAAACCUUCAACCAGAGCUUCAUCCAACACGUGUCACAUCUCUGCCCGUAGUGCUGUCACCCAAAGCUGUGUCAGACAACAGAAGUUCCCAUGAAUCAUUGUGGGAAAGCCACACCGCUGGCAUCAACCUUGGCACAGAUGGCAUCAGCGGGGAAGACUCACCUGCACUUCUCAACAGCCUGCAGCCCCUCGUGGGUGUAGAGACAAAUGGGAUUGACAGCAGUUUUGGAGAAAUCGUGACCCUGGCUGAAGAUGGAGGCUCCAUAGGGCUGGAGGAGGGGCGGAGUCCUGUGGAGGAGGCGGGGCAUGAGGUAGACGGAGUUGAGGUUGAGGAACUGGGGUCCACAGUGGAGGAAGGUGAGGAAGCAGCUCUGGCGUUAGGUGUCCCAAACACUGAAUCGGACUUUCCAUGGCUUCAAAUGAAAAAAGACUGUAUUGAUCAUCUAGAGGUGAGUCAACGGCCAUGCGUGUCCCGGGACUAUAAGGUAUCUGAACAUGUAGAAACCUCAACACCAGCUUCAGAGAGCCGGACCACAGAGGUGUCGAAUACAGGGGAGUUGGACUUUCACUGUCAAUCUGCUGAGAAACACCUGACAUUGUGACCACUUGUCAUGAUCUCACAUCACUAAAAGACUGAAGUCGCCUAUUUCAAUCCCUCUCUUGCUCAUUUCUUAUCAAUAAUUGCAUUAAUCGCUCUUUGUACUUCUCUCACAAUGUACCUGCAGCCACUCUGUUUUUGUCAGUGAAACAGAAAGCACUUUUCCAGCCACCAUUCACAGAGCUGGAGUUGCACUUUUUUUGUAUCCAGACAGGCUUUUCUUUUUUUUCAUGCAACAGCCAAUUUUGAAAUCAAUCGAGUUGCAAACUUCAUCCCCUGAAGGACGAAUUUAGCUCAAAAAAUAAUAAAUAUGGCAGCUCAAACGUUUCCCCUGUGUUGAGAUAAUCCCAACUGUUUGCUUUUUCCUUUUUCCUUGGGGAUGCCAAGAACGUCAGUGCUGCAUUUGGUGAUUAAUCUCACAGGGGUUCAAUUUGGCUUGUAAUGAAUGUGUUGUACAUGUGUGUAAGUUCUUACUAUUAACAUAAGAGAGUCUAUUGAUAUCUAUUUAUCUGGAUGGAUGAAUCUUACAAAUCGGAUGCUCUUUAGUUUUCUCAUCUCGAAGCUGAUGUUGGACUGAGACUAAUUGUGCCUUGUUCUUUAUAAAUAUGACUACAUGUACCUGC
Molecule: messenger RNA, 2431 nt
Organism: Notolabrus celidotus (New Zealand spotty)
Lineage: Eukaryota; Metazoa; Chordata; Actinopteri; Labriformes; Labridae
Gene: ccdc149a
Product: coiled-coil domain containing 149a
Exons: 12
Coding region: 154-1812 (552 amino acids)
Source: RefSeq, a predicted model, not a curated record